UGCAGAGAAGAACCGCUUUACCGACAUCGACAUAGCCUUCCAGCCUAAUCUGUUACUGUUUAAUGUUCAUUGCUCAAAUAUUGACAAAGUCAAUCAACUGCAUGUUAUGAUAUCUGGCUAUACAGGAGUGGAGAUCCUCUACAUAACUGAAACUUGGGCUACAGCUGAAUCAGUUAAUAAUUUCGUUAUUGAGACUUUUCAACCAAACAUAAAUAUAGUUCUCUGUAGCGAAUUCAAUGUAGAUUCUUACAAUCAUAACAUCGAUAAUGAGGCCCUAUUGAAUGCACUGUCUGAGUUUGACUUGCAUCCACAUGGAGGUUGGCCAACAAGGAUUGGGUGCUCGUCUAUCUCAACGACCAAGUUUUCACCAACUUCAAUGAUAGACGUUUGA
Acanthoscelides obtectus is the source of this 391-nucleotide messenger RNA. The record is from the annotation of a GenBank genome assembly. NCBI's taxonomy places the organism in Eukaryota, Metazoa, Arthropoda, Insecta, Coleoptera, Chrysomelidae.